This is a messenger RNA of Myotis davidii, 1215 nucleotides long. It is a transcript of the gene MRM3, whose product is annotated as RNA methyltransferase like 1. The transcript is spliced from 4 exons. Gene Ontology annotation, molecular function: RNA methyltransferase activity; RNA binding. Gene Ontology annotation, biological process: RNA processing. The record is from RefSeq and is a predicted model, not a curated record. Bases 76 to 1017 code for a protein of 313 amino acids. NCBI's taxonomy places the organism in Eukaryota, Metazoa, Chordata, Mammalia, Chiroptera, Vespertilionidae.
CAGACGCCCAGCACCUGGGAAGAGUCGGGGCUUCGCUACGAUAAGGCCUUCCCCGGGGACAAAAGGCUGAGCGUGAUGACCGUCGUCAAGUCCAGGACAUUCCGGGAAAAGCAAGGGAAGAUCCUGCUGGAAGGUCGCCGGCUGAUCGCGGACGCCCUCAAGGCCGGCGCUGUGCCCAAAAUGUUCUUCUUCAGCCGCCUGGACUACCUGAAGGAGCUGCCCGCCGAUAAGCUGAAGGGGGUCCGCCUCGUUAAGGUGAAGUUUGAGGAUAUCAAGGAAUGGUCCGACCUAGUAACACCGCAAGGAAUCAUGGGGAUUUUUGCCAAACCUGAUCACGUUAAGAUGACAUUCCCAGCGACUCAGCUUCGCCAUUCACUGCCCUUAUUGUUGAUUUGUGACAAUCUCCGAGACCCUGGGAACCUGGGGACGAUUCUGAGAUCUGCUGCUGGGGCAGGUUGCAGCAAAGUAUUACUCACCAAAGGCUGUGUGGAUCCCUGGGAGCCCAAAGUGCUGCGGGCAGGUAUGGGUGCGCAUUUCCAGGUGCCCAUCAUCAACAACCUGGACUGGGAAACGGUGCCCAAGUACUUGCCCGACGAUACCCGGGUCUACGUGGCAGACAACUGUGGCCUUUACACCCAGGCCCAGAAAUCUAAUAAAGCCAGUGACCAUGGCUGGAUCUGUGACCAACAACUCUCGAAGAUUCACAAGUAUGAGGAAGAGGAGGAGGAGGAUCUAGAAACUGGAGCCAGUAAAGACUGGCUCCCUGAACUUGAGGUCCAGAGUUACGACUUGGACUGGACAGAGGCCCCAGCAGCUGUGGUCAUAGGUGGGGAGACGCAUGGCCUGAGCUUGGAGUCCCUGCAGUUGGCUGAGAGCACGGGGGGCAAGAGGCUGCUGAUCCCUGUAGUGCCUGGGGUGGACAGCCUGAACUCGGCCAUGGCCGCCAGCAUCCUCCUUUUUGAAGGGAGAAGACAACUGCGGCUCAGGGCGGAACACUUGAGCGGGGACAGGAGUUAGUUACCCCUGAGAGGGGAUGUGGAAGUCAUCCUUGGUUUGAGGCUGUCUCUAGCUCUCCUACAUUAGGCUGGCAGAGUUGGUCAUUAUGGCUUCCCAACAGCGAGGCAUAAAACUGUUGGGGCGGUUAUUAAAAAUUAGGAAUUUCCUUGAAUUUUUGCUUAUUCUUAAAAAUAACAAAGGUCAGGAUUCUUCCCGAGA